GCUACAGCUAAUUGUAGCUGUCAAAAACACCACGGGGAAGGUAAUCUGUCCCAGCCUGGCUACCUCCGUACGGGGCUCUGCGACGCGGUCAGAGAGCGUUUUUGGCACGGCUAAAGACGGACAACUCGCCGAGAGAAGCUGUCAAAAUGAAGACAGGCCGUUUUGAGGAGUUUGGUGGUGUUUUCUCCGUGGAGGGGCAGCUGUUGUUAGCGGACUAGCAGCUCGCUAGCUCGCUGGAAACAAAACACAGGAUCUGACUCCUGUCUGGAUCAGCUGGAUCAGUUAAGAGAGCCUGUUUAGAAUUGCAGUCCCUCGCCAGCUCUGUCUCAUUAAGUCCUGAGUCCACUCCAAAGACUUCAACAGGGAUCCAGUCCACUCAGGUUUGGUCACAGUUGGCGUCUGCAUCCACGAGUCUCCUACCCAUACCCACCUGAGUUGCUUUCAUUUUUUGGUGGGGGGGACAGUCCAGCGUUUUCAAGCUGGACGGAGAAGAGGCGAGCGGGGCCGACGGUCCGGCCUUUGUACUGCGACACAGGACUUCACAUCUAAUAGAAAACCCCACUAAUUCCACGCCUACGAAUCCCAUGAGUCCACGGGAGGAAGAAAACUCACCCACCUUAGGUUCUUCAACCAGUCACCUCAGCACUGCAGAAUGCCCGUCACACAAUGGGAGUGUCCCAGAGAGCGACGAAAAGAAAAGAGUAAAUGAGAAGAAUGACAGAGGAACGGAAGAGAAAGAGCCGGAGGAAGAAGAGAGAGGCAGCGAUGAAGGUUUCAUGGGGAUGACGCCGCUGCUGCAAGCACAUCAUGCAAUGGAGAGGAUGGAGGAGUUUGUACACAAGGUGUGGGAGGGUCGGUGGCGCGUCAUACCUCAUGACGUGCUCCCAGAUUGGCUGAAGGAUAACGACUUCCUGCUUCACGGCCACAGGCCACCAAUGCCUUCAUUUCGCGCCUGCUUCAAGAGCAUCUUCAGAAUCCACACAGAGACGGGAAACAUCUGGACACACCUGCUAGGCUGUUUGUUUUUCCUCUGUCUGGGUCUCAUGUACAUGUUCAGACCCAACAUGUCUUUCGUGGCUCCAGUCCAGGAGAAGGUCGUCAUUGGGAUGUUUUUCCUCGGAGCUAUCCUCUGCCUCUCUUUCUCCUGGCUCUUCCACACAGUUUAUUGCCACUCUGAGGGCGUGUCCAAAAUCUUCUCCAAGUUGGACUACAGUGGGAUUGCCUUCCUGAUCAUGGGCUCCUUUGUCCCGUGGUUGUACUACUCCUUCUACUGCUCCCCUCAGCCUUGCUUCAUCUACCUGUUAGUGGUCUGUGUACUUGGACUGGCUGCCAUCACUGUCUCCCAGUGUGACUUCUUUGCCACUCCACAGUACCGAGGAGUCAGAGCAGGUGUUUUCGUUGGUCUGGGUCUGAGCGGCGUGGUUCCCACGCUGCACUUUGUCAUCAGUGAGGGUCUGAUCAAAGCAACAACCAUUGGUCAGAUGGGCUGGCUGCUGCUCAUGGCAACGCUCUACAUCACCGGCGCCUGCCUUUAUGCUGCUCGCAUCCCUGAAAGGUUCUUCCCUGGCAAAUGUGACAUCUGGUUCCACUCCCACCAGUUGUUCCACAUCUUGGUGGUCGCUGGGGCUUUCGUCCAUUUUCACGGCGUCUGCAACCUGCAGGAGUUUCGGUAUACGGCAGGAGCAGGCUGUGCUGAGGAUGGCACUCUUUAACGCACACACACCCACUAACUUAUUCAUGCACUGAAACAAGUUUUUACAGGGAGGCACUGGUUCAAAUGAUACGAACAGAAUCACACACGCUCCACAAACAGAAAUGCACACAUGCUCUCGCAUCCACACUUGAAGACCGACGUGGCUUUUCGUGCUGUGUGUCAGUGUGCGUAACAUACAGGAUGGCCUCCGGGGGGCUCUAUUAAAACUGACUGACAUGGGGUUUGUUUUUUCUGUCUGUCUGUCAGUCUGUUUAUCUCCACAUCCCCUGGCUUCAUUGCUUUGGCUAUUAAACCACUUCUGAGAUGGCAUUUUUAUGAAGCUUUUUUGGGACUCUUUUCUUCAGGAGGGGUGAGACAUUCAGAACUCACCUUCGAUAAUCCUGAGUUUUACUCUAAGAUUUAUGAUUUGAUUUCAAGAAUAAGCAGAAUUGUGGUUUUAAAAGAAAAAAAAAACAACAUUUUGAGGUGUUUUUUGGCUGAAUGCUGUUUUCCAAGUCAUUUUCAGAAGGAAAAAAGAAAAACAACAAAAAAAAAUGCUGGGUAAUGUCUUUGGAUUUCUGCGAGGGGAGGUGCCAGGUGAAGAUCAAGGGGAGAUGUUGUGAGGGUGUGGGGUGGGGGGCACUUUUAAAAGUUAAACAACAAAAAAAAAAAUCUUUUUUUAUGUAAAUAAGAUUUCUAAAUUUUGGGUUAUAGAUUUGUAUUAAAUAUAUAUGGAAAAAGUAUAAAAAAAAUGAUGACAAGAAUAAAUAAAUGGAUAUCUAAGAUGAUAAACCUGUUAAAGAGGAGGAGAGGUGUUGAAUCUACACCUUUGCUCGGAGUGACGUACAGCGGAGAACAAAAAUUCUGUCAGUGGUGGGAUACACUCCUAAAACCUUUAGUUUGUUUGCAAAAGAUGCAGGUUUAGAGGAAACGGCAGUUUAAAACUGCUGAUAUUUUUGUCUCCAGUUUAAAAGUCACCUCUCUGACAUAAAGUCCAUAAAAUAUAAAGAAGGAGGUGAUGUAUAAGAACUGUCCAGGCGACCUGAGCGAGUCUGAGCUGUGUUCUCAAAUUAGACUUGGAGUUUCCCAAAUCUCUUCUAAACCAAAAUCUUAAAUCGGAACAACAAGAUAUAAUAGCACCAUCCUGACAUGUAGCGGCUUUUCAUUUCUUUUUUCUCUGUGUAAAUUGUCUGCAUCUGAAGAUGUAGCUCAUUUCUACUCCACCAGUAUAAGUUUAUUUUUUCUAUGACAUGCCCUAAAAUGAUUUAAUAAAACACAUCAAGCAUAGUUAAGAUAUUUUUUAGAAACAAUGCCCCAGUUAUAUCUAUAAUUUAUAUUUUUUGGUAAAUCUGCAGUAUGACUUUAAUAGACCUUGUCCUGUAUGACUCUUGGUAAUAUUCACUUCCACAUGGGACAAGGAUGAUCUGAGAAAAGUUCUUUUGAGUUGUAUCUUGAUUUAUGCAAUGCUGAUAUCAUUAUAUAGCAAGCUUUAAUUUCACUCAGUUCUUCAGUUUCUUUUCUCUUUUUUCUAUUGGAUUGUAUUACACAGUUUUUAUCAGGUGAAAUGUGUAAGAAUAAACAUGAAUAAAACUACAAAGUUUCUUAGAAACAAAGUUACUACUACUUCAAGGGCUUUUGAAUUGUCUCAGUUACUAAGAUUUCACUUGGUGGUUCGUACAAGGGGAAUUUUUUUAAUCUGAGUUUUCAGGCAAUACCAAAAUCUUACACCUGCACACACAUAUUCCAAACUUGUCGUGAUCUGUAUUUUUAUGAUUGUUUGAAAUUUUGGUUUGCAAAUUCCCAGUCAAUAAGUUGAUUGAUCUUGAUCUCUUCUUAGUGUUAUAUAUAUAUAUCUUAGAAGAAGAAAUGGAUCUUGUUUUCUGUCCUUUUUAAUUUUCUCUUUCUGUUUAAUCUAGUUUAUAUUAAUUUAUUUCUUUUGCGGAGUGCAUAUUGUCUGUUGAAGCACACGUUCCAUUCAGAUUGGAGUGUUUGAUUGCAAUAGACCUUUAUAUCUGCUGUAUUGUUCUAAUAAAAUGGUUUUUUGAUGCUG
Cololabis saira (Pacific saury) is the source of this 3743-nucleotide messenger RNA. RefSeq names its product adiponectin receptor 2 (gene adipor2). Bases 585 to 1712 code for a protein of 375 amino acids. Gene Ontology annotation, molecular function: signaling receptor activity. The record is from RefSeq and is a predicted model, not a curated record. Gene Ontology annotation, cellular component: plasma membrane. The transcript has 9 exons. Gene Ontology annotation, biological process: adiponectin-activated signaling pathway. NCBI's taxonomy places the organism in Eukaryota, Metazoa, Chordata, Actinopteri, Beloniformes, Belonidae.